CCUUCUCAAUAAAGCGUCAUUGGCUGAGACUUUAUAAGCCUGCAUACAACUUAUUCAUACAGUGACGAGUCUCUCCUUUAUCGCACCAGGGCGACAUAAUGAAGUUCACGCUAGCACUAUCCGUUCUUCUUGGUGUCGUUGCCUGCAUUUAUGCUAAAGGCUAUGGCGGCUUUGGUGCUGGUUAUGGCGGCUAUCAACAGUUUGCAUACAGAGCACCACAAAUGUACUACCAAGUCCGACAACAACCUGUUGUUUACGGACCAGCCUACGGCGGCGGUGGCUUGGGAUCGGGAGGAUCUAACUCCGGGAACCUGUUCGGAGGCGGCGGCUACGGCGCCGGAAUAGGAGGAGGAUCAAAUCUGGGAGCCAUUGUUCCAAUCAUUAUCAUCUUUGUUUUGUUGGCUAUUUUCGCCCCCUUGUUGAUUGCUUCACUGGCUUCAAGUAACGAGGCUUUUUUUGACUCUGUUAGUAGAUAAAGAAUAAAAGGAACAAUAGGGAAAGGGUUUAUGUUGACUGCCUGUAUCAAUUAAAGCAAUUCACAAUAUUAAAGCCAUUUUAUCACUCUUUGACCUGUACAGUAAUACUGCUUUGUUAGUUUAUUUUUCAUAAAAGAAUAUGAGUACA
Saccostrea cuccullata (small rock oyster) is the source of this 624-nucleotide messenger RNA. Its product is annotated as glycine-rich protein-like. The record is from RefSeq and is a predicted model, not a curated record. Bases 99 to 476 code for a protein of 125 amino acids. The transcript has 4 exons. NCBI's taxonomy places the organism in Eukaryota, Metazoa, Mollusca, Bivalvia, Ostreida, Ostreidae.